Messenger RNA from Paramecium sonneborni, 2316 nucleotides. Lineage: Eukaryota; Ciliophora; Oligohymenophorea; Peniculida; Parameciidae. The record is from the annotation of a GenBank genome assembly.
AUGAAGAAGAGUUUUCUAAUAGUAGUGUCUUUAUUCCUUUUUGUUAACGGAAUUUAACAAAAUAAUGGAAUACUUGAUCUUUAAAAUUUAAAAGCGCAUCAACUAUUCACAAAAGUAUAAAAAAAUGUUACAUAAUAAGAAUGUGUAAUUUGAUUAAGAUUUUGAUGAAAUUCCAAAAGUGAUCGUAUCCAUAAAAUAAAUAAUCGGAGAGCAAUAUGAACUUUACACUAGAACUAGCAAUAUCAAUUUGAAAGGUAUAUAUACAUUGUUUUACUUAGAUAAGGAUUUGAUUUAUAGAUAAUCAGCUCAUCCAAUAUUGAUAAUAUCAGAAUAAAUUAUUUAGCAAUAAAUGAUGACUAAUUAAAUGUUGUUUGUGAAAAUUACUAAACCAAAAAAGAUGAAAUAAAAGUUCCUGUAAACUUGGAACACUAACAAGUUGUAGCAUUUAUUACGGGCUUGAAAUUAUAAAAAAAUGAAAACAUUUACUUCAAAUUAAGUUCUUUAACUAACUAAUAAGUUGUUUUUCAGACUAAGCAAAAAGCUGUGGGUCUUUGUUUAGUUUUUGGUGAUGAAGAUAAAAUUGCAAAAGCUUAAUCAAUUAUAACAACUAAAUAAAAAGGAAAUAUGUUAGAGUUCGAUGUUGAGAAUAUUGAAGAAGCUAUAAAAUUGUAAUUUUAGUUUGAUUAUUAUUAGACCUUUAGAUAAUUAAAUUUUAUCUUUUGAUGAUAUUGUUAGCAAAUUAUCAAUUGAGAAUAACGAAGUAGAAUAACAAGCUUCAAUCUAAAAUGAAGAAGAAAAAUAUCUUGAUAUUGAUAGUAUCUAAAUAGAAACUUUAGGAAUUAAUAAUAUUUAAUAGAAUAUUGAAGAUGAAGUUAUUUAAUCUGUUGAGAUACAAUUUUUGAAUCCUUAAACAUCUGUAGAAGCUGAAUAAUUGUUGAAUAUAGAACAAAAUAACACCGAAAAGGUUUAAUAAAUUAAGGAUGAAUCAUUAGAUGAAUAAAUGAAAAUAGAAUAACUAGAAGAGAAAUAGUUUUUAGCUUAAAUAAAUUAAGUAAGUGUUGAAAAUAUACAAAAUGUUUAAAAUUAAAUUUAAUAAGAAAUUAUUAUAUAAGAAGCAUAUAAUAUAGUUCCAUAAGCUGUUGAUGAGCUAGAUAUGGAUGCUUUAUAUAAAGAAUAUACUUUAAACUAAGAAUUUAAUUCUGAUUAAUUUAAUUAUAAUAACAAUAAAAUUGAUGAAUAAUAAUAACAAUAAUAAUAACAAUAAUAAUAAUAAUAACAAUAAUAAUAAGAAAGUUUGGAAGUAAUUGAAUCAGUUGAUAUUAUAUAAGAUUAAUUAGUAAAUAAAAUAUAAUCUGAAGUAAUUAUUGAUUCAAAUAUCGAGGAACCAUAAAAAAAGAUUAUAGAUUAAAAUUUAUAUAAAAUAGAUAUACCAUUAUUUGAUGAAGAUUUAGAAUUUGAUAAUAUUGAUAUAGAAUUAGAUUAAAAAAAAGAAGAAAAAAAAUAAUAAGCAUCUCCUGUUUAAAAUAUAAUUGAUGUUUAUAAUGCAUUUGCAAGUGAAGAGGCAGAAAAACUAAAUAAAAAGGAGAAUGAAGAAAAUCCAUUUAUAGAAGUGGAAACGGAAACGUAACCUGAAGAAAUGUCUGAUGAAAUGGAAAAUAAGUUAGAUGGGCUUAGAGAUGGUUUAGAAGGAGUUGAUUUUUCUUUAUUUUUUGAUGAAUUUUCAAAUCCAAAUGAAAAAGUUGUAAAUGAAGAACCAGAAAUAAAAUAGGAAGAAUAAUUAAAUAAAAAAAUUUAAUAAAAAUUUGAAGAACCAAAAUAAUUUAAAUAACCUAAAGAAAAGAUAGAAGAUGUAAUGAAAGAUCUCUAAAUAAAAACUGAAAUAAAUACAACAGAGGAUGAAAAAAUAUUAAUUACUUAACUGAAACAGAAAUCAGCAGAAUUGAAAAAGAAAUUAUAAGAUUAAUAUGAUGCAGUUCCUAAAUUGGAAUAAGCAAAGAAGUAAACAGAAGUAUCGAUUCAUUCAAUAGAUGACUAAUGUAAAUAAAAAAAUAAAUAAAUUAGAUCCAAAAAUACAAACUGAUUCUAAAACAAAUUAUGAAGUAGAAAACAAAUAUGUUGAAUGGUCAAUGAGCUAAAAUGAGAAAAUUAAGAAAAUAGGAUUAAAUUUAACAGAAGAUGAUUUGAGGAAUCCAAGAUUUUCAUUGUUAUAAAUGGAUUAAAAAUCAGAACUUGAUAUUUAGAAGUAAAUAAACGAAUUCUUGGGACUUGAUGACUUAUCAUUUGUAAUGAUUAAGUAAAAUCUGAGAAGAAGAUGAC